This is a messenger RNA of Ostrea edulis (European flat oyster), 17243 nucleotides long. Its product is annotated as dynein heavy chain domain-containing protein 1-like. The transcript is spliced from 96 exons. The record is from RefSeq and is a predicted model, not a curated record. NCBI's taxonomy places the organism in Eukaryota, Metazoa, Mollusca, Bivalvia, Ostreida, Ostreidae. The coding region runs from base 84 to 16532 and encodes 5482 amino acids. Gene Ontology annotation, molecular function: dynein light intermediate chain binding; ATP hydrolysis activity; dynein intermediate chain binding. Gene Ontology annotation, cellular component: dynein complex. Gene Ontology annotation, biological process: microtubule-based movement.
UUUUCUGCGAACCUAAUUACAUUAAAGAUGGCGACCCUGGCAACAGACGCAGUGUUGAUUGAGAAUAAAAAAUAAAUGAUGAAAUGAGUUCACGACUAGACCUGCCCCAAAUGGGGGACCAGCCCUCUUCUCUUCCUGUCCUGAGAGAGGGUCAGAACAGCUUAGUGUCCCCCAGCAGAAGUUCCCAGUCCCUUACCCCAAGACAGCAGGCAGCAACAUGGGCCGUUGAUGUCAGAAAAAGGAUAAACCUGUGUAUGGAGGCAGGCCAGGAGUCCAAACAAGGGGACAUUGCUGAACUUAAACAGGAACUUGUAGGAGUCUUUAUCACAGCCCUCCAACAAAACAGCCGACCAGGAUGGGUGUACCUACAUGAGGUUUUGAGUUUGGUGGAGCCCUACAAGGCUUUUCUUAAUCAGCUAGACUUGAAGCUAGAGUUCAAUCACUACCUAGAGCGAAUCCUCCAAUCUGUUGAUCUUCAGAAGGAGAAGCUGUUUGAUUUGCAGUUAGGGGAAUCACUGGGAAAAGUCUUCCCUGAUGAAGUGCAGAGAUUACGUCAGUCGGGGGCUUUCCCAGCACGGAAUUAUUGUGUGACUCCAGCAAGACACUCCAUCAAAGCUGUCAGCCUCUGUCUCCCGCCCCCGAAAACGUCAAUCCAGUCACCCAGGAAAAACACACUACCGGAUGGAACAAAUCCAUAUAAAACACAUGUACCGCAUGAUGAUAGACAGAUGUCUUUGUAUAACCCGCUGACCUUGGGUGACCUUCAGAAAUCCAUCGCUAAUGUGGCAUCUGAGCUGGCAGCCAGUGAAUCCAUAUGGACCCAAAAAUCAGAUGGGGGUAGAGUGGCCUUGGCAUUAAACACGGAUCUUCCUCACGAGGUAAAACCUAAACCUCCACCCUCGCAACAAUCGACGCCCAGGUCCUCCAUCAGUUCACUACCACCAAAGAAAGAGAAAAAGACGCCGAGAAUACAGGAGGAACCUGUGUUAAAGCUGACCGGGAGGGAUGCCGUGGAAUACUUCGCCAAAUGUCACCAUAUCGGUAAAAUCCAAUCCAUCUACUUCAACCAUGCCGAGAGUCGCCACUUCAGACCCUACGAUCUUAUCUCUGUCCACAAAAAUAAAGCUAAUCCUGAACACUAUGUGUUUUCUACGUUUGGAGUCCUACAUGUGUUUCCGAACCGCCCGGCUGAGAGUCAGAGUUUGUCGGAAUGGCAACGCGAGGCUGUCCUGUGGAAAGCGGUGUCCUCCAUCCCAUUCUUCAAAAACUUUCUAGUCCGUAAAAUGUUCUACAGAUGGCGAUACAAUAAACUGCACCUUGACUUCUCCAGGAGACAUGAAGACCUUGGAGCCAACUUGCUACAGGGUGUCCCAAUAUUUGGGGCAGCCCUACUACAGGUUUCUAGACUUCUUAAAGAGUUGAUCACAGUGAAGUUUCUGCCAUUCGAAACCGAUAAAACAUACCAGCUGUUGGAUUUUGAAAAUAGUGCUAACUACAAAAACAUACAAGCAGAGAAGAUUUUGGAUAGAUUCUUCGGGUUCUGUAAGAUGGUGGUGGAGGUCACGGCAGAAGAAUCCUUUAAGAAACUCCGUCACUGUGAAGAACAAGUCAAGAAAAAAACAGUUUUUUCCAAAGACUCUUUGCACCUCCAAAAACUGAAGAAGGAAACUCGAGAGUAUAAUCUGAGGAAGGCCAAAAGUGAGACAGGUCGUCUUGGUAACUUUGUGAAGCUAGUGGAUCAGCUGAUUGUGGAACACAUGUUUGAUGUGUGUAAAACACAGGUCAUGACCUUUGUGGAGAGGGUGCUUAGCAACCAAGAGGAAUCAAGAGAGGGCCUAUUCAGAGCCAACCUGGUCUUCACAAAACAAGAGAUACUGGGUAUUUUCCCAUCAAAAGAGAGAUUUUCCAGUGUUCUAAUGAACACCCUAAAGGGAAUCCCCUCAGUGCUGUGCUCCAAGGCCAUUCCCAUGGACGGGUCAGUGAUGGAUCCGGACAGUGAAGAAUCGGAGACCUCACCGCCCAAAUCUGAGCUGGCCAAAUCAACAGCUGAACUCAGUUGUAAUAUUCCUGGACGUCGAAAAAGCACUGCGGCCACAAAUCUCAGUUCUAUAAAACUAGAUCAGAUGACCUCUCAGGCUCCAGGGGAGGGUGAAAAACCAUCAAGCUCAGGGGAGACAACUGAGGUGGAUCAGGGAGAGGAGGAGUCACAGGUUGGGGGCGUGACUCGCUCUGUGGUGGGUGAGGAGAUGAUACCCGUGCCAGACAUAUAUCGUCAGGCAACAGCCACUAAGGAUGAGGAUGAGCUGGGGGUCGCAACCCCUGACCUGAUAAUUCAGGGUGGGGAUCCAUUAGUGGUGUAUGGAGAGGGCUUCAUGGGACAGUACAGUCCACUGACCAGAGCAAAUCUGGAGGAAAAACUGGACAAGGACAUAGAGUACAAGAGUGCCCUGAAGCGAGAAGAGGACAUUUUGAAUGCUGCCCUGGACGAGAUCGAUAACUAUUGCACCCUGAAUAACUGGCUUGUGGACAUUUAUAAAUUCUGUGUGAAAUGGACAAGUGACUCGCCAAAAGAAUACCGAGGGGCCCCAGCAUUUACAAUUGAGCAAAGACUGAUAGAGGUGCGACAAUGGCAGGAGAAGGUCCGUAAUUUUGACAAGAGCUUCAUAACGGACAAUGGAAUAUUCUAUGUGGACUGCUCCAAUGUACAUGACAGUCUUAUUCCACGCCUUUCUCAAAUUGUCCAUGAUGUUCUCCAGUUUGUCUCCGACGAAGCGCGAAAAUUGGCCACAGAAUUCUGUGACGAAAUGAAAGAAGUUCUCCAGAACUUAAGACAAAAGGACUCCUCCAUGGCAGGAUUUGCAGUGUUUGCUAAAAAUUACACGACCUACAAAAAGAACGGCCCUCAGUACCAGCAGAGGGUGUCCUAUAUCAAGUCCCUGUAUGAGACGUCAGAAGAGGAGAAGUUUGACGAGGAUGUACAAGCAGCCUGGGAGGCGUAUCUCCUACAAUUACAGGACGCAUCGGAGUUUGUCAACACACAGACACCACUCAUGACUCAAAAACUGGAAGAUAAGUACCAGCGAUUGGCAAAAGCCAAAACCCUCAAGCAGAAAAUAGACGCACUUAAAAACCCCAGCCUCUAUAUGAGACUGGAAAAGGAGGCCUUAGAGCUAGCAGAUAUGGCCACCACCAAACAAUUCCUGGACCCCACACAGAACCCGACCAAAAUACUCAUCGAGAUGCGCAGGAUUAGGGACCGAUUUUAUGAGGUGGAGCAUGGCCUUCAAGAUGCCAGCAAGUGGCGAGAUGCGAUCUGUGGAGAGCCAUACGAUCUUGAUUUUCUGAGCGAGAUCAGCACCAAAAUGGAUGUCAGGCAGGAACUAUGGAAAUAUGUAGAAGUUUCGAUGCAUGCCAUCAAGGACUGUAAAAUCAUGCUGUUUAAGAAAAUGAACAUCCGUAAGGUUUUGGAAAAAGUAACAGAAUGGCAGGCUGCAGCUGGUCAAUUAAAGCCCUACCUUCCCCUGGGGGACCAGGUGCUCAGCUACUGGUUUACAUGUCUGGGGGAGUUCAAGAAGGACCUCCCCAUACUGCACAAACUGGCUAACGAUGCUCUCAAGGAGCGCCACUGGAAAGCCAUAUUUGUUGGAAUGAAUGAACCCUUCGACCCUAAUCGUGAGUUCACAGUAUCUGACCUUUUGGCCUAUGACCUUGAGCAGCACAAUGAGUUGAUCCAUCAGGUCUAUCUAGGAGCAAUUGCAGAAUAUGAUCUGGAGCUUCGCAUUAAUCAGAUCAGCAAAUUCUGGGAGGAGCAAGAAUUCAAACUAGCCAAACACAUUCCUGACAGCGUCAUCACCAGCAAAGAACAAGUGGAGAAGCACAUGCUUCAGGAAGCCGAGAAUGAGCCCCCGAGAAAACCCAGCAGUCCUCGUCGUCGUACCAAACUUGAAAAGUAUCGACAGGAAAGGGCUGCCGCCCAGACUGGGGCCCCCCAGGGGCUAGAUGUCACCCAAGACGACUUCUUCAUCCUUAUUGAAGUAGAUGAACUCAAAUACCAGCUAGAGGAUGCUCGUAUUAGUAUCCGUUCAAUGCUACAAUCACCGUACCUAGGAGACAUGAGACAGGAAGUUGAAUUCUGGGAUAGUGCUCUUCAACAGGUUGAGGAAAUAACAGAGCUAUGGUUUCAGUGCCAGAAAAAGUGGUUGUACUUAUUGAAAAUCUUUGAGAGACCAGAAAUGUACAAGAAAUUUAAUGGACAAGCCUUUAAAUUUGAAAAUUUACAUACUAAAUUCAAGGAUUGGAUGAGAGUUGUGUCUAAUAAUUCCAAGGUGAUGACUGUAGUAGGCAGAAAAAGGGGAGAAAAGGGAUUCCGUCUUCUACAGGGGGAUUACCUCAUCAACAUGUUCCUGGAACUUAACCAAAAACAGGAAGAGAUCUUAAAAUUCCUGCGAGUACUUUUGGAGAAUUCACGGAUGGAAUUCCCUCGUCUGUAUUUCUUAAGUGACGAGGACCUAGUUGAACUUUUAGGAAUUUCCCGUAAUCCGAAAGCCCUGCUACCGUUUGCAAAGAUGUGUUUCCCCGGAAUCGAAACCUUAAAUUUCACCCUCCCUGAUGGGAUUUCUAGUAUGAAUACUGCCCUUGACUUUGCUUUGAAUGCUGACAAGCUUCAGGUCACGGCCUUGAAAGGAAUUAUGGGAGAGGAAAUAGAACUUGUGGUCCGCGUACAGGCCUUCCCAAAGGCUUCCAAAUGGCUGAAGACCUUAGAAAACGUGAUGAAGAAUACAACAGCCAUGAUAUUGCAGGCUUGUGUUCAGACCCGCAUGGAAGAAGGAUCUCGCCAGCCUAUUCACAUAUUAGAGGAACUCUCAAAACUUGACCAGGAUAGCCCCCGCCAACAGGAUCUGACCAGAGAAAUUCACCAUACCUUCCGGCACUGGUUGCUACGGUUCCCAGUUCAGUAUGUGAUUGUUACUGAGGGAAUUUUGUGGGAGCGCAGCAUCAACAAGGCCCUGGAAAGGGGUACACUGGACGACAUCAAGGCUAUCAGGUCCAAUCUUCAGUCCAAACUGGACCAGUAUACAGACAUACUGAGAGAGAGUCACAACUUCAACGGUAAAGUUCCACCAAGUACGAAACACCGCCUCCACACACUGCUGUGUGGAUUAAUCAAUCAAUGCUGUCACCAUAGAGACGUGCUGGGGGCUAUGUUGGAGGCGUCUGUUGUGUCAGACGGGGGCUUUGAAUGGCUCCGUGUUUUGCGGUAUCACAUGGACAUACAGAAUGUUUUAAGGGCAAAGACAGAAGCUGUAGAGGUCAAGGGUCAGUCACCAGCAGUGCCAUCUGUCAGGUCAAGAGCACAACAGAAACGAUUGUCCCUGGUCACCAAGAUCCGCAUGGAACCCACUCUAGAAGAACCUCCAAGAUUGACGAGAACUAAAACAACUGUGUCCACUGACUACCAGUUUAGUGCGUGUUACCUCACACAACUGGGGACCAGUUUUAAUUAUGACUAUGAGUAUCAUGGCCCCUCUAUGCGCCUUGUCCUCACCCCCCUUACAGAGAGAGCGUUCCUGUCUCUUACCCAGGCCAUCAAAAACUUCCACUGUGGGACCUUAGUGGGACCCUCGGGGGUCGGGAAGUCUGAGACAGUGAAGGAACUGGCAAAGAUGUUUGGAAGGAACCUGUUUCUGGUGAAUUGCAAUGAGGACAUAACAGUGGGGGUGAUGAUGCAGUACAUGAUGGGGAUGGCCCAGUCUGGCAGCUGGACACUGUUCGAUGACACUGACCGAUUGACCAAAGGUUUGAUGUCUGUCACCGCCCAGCAUUUAGACUACCUGAAAACCGCUCUCAAGACGUUGGAAGUCUCCAGUGAAAACCAGUAUAAGAUCAGAGGCCAGCCUCGGUUUGAUAAGAAGAUGGGCUUGGGAGACAAGGUCAUCCGUCGUAACUCCCUGACCACCUUACAUCCGAUGCCCACCCAGGAAGCCCAGCCCGGGCUGGAGAGGCAGAAGACAGUCCCUCAUGGCUUUAAUGAGAAGGGCCUCGUGACCUACUUUGAGGACACCUGGGUCUCAGAGAAAGACCGCCGGCGGCGACACUCCAUCGAGAAGGAGAUUGAAAUCAAGGAGUCAGAGUUCUACAAAAACAACAAACCCCCGCCUCUUUUCUAUGAGCAUGUAAAACUGAGAGGUGGAAGAAAAUCAGCAACUCCUGAUUACAGCAAGCUACUGAAUGACACGAUCUAUGUGCACAGAAUUCUGGGUAAUAUUAUGUUUAACGGAAAACUCAUCCAGGCCAGUACCAACUUUGGCUGCUUCAUGACUCUCAGUAACGGCAGUGCUGUUGGUUCACAGAUACCAGAGUCAUUCAAGUUGUUGAUGAGACCAUGUGCCAUGAUUGUCCCCGACUUUAAAUUCAUUGUGGAGAUGUUUUUCUGUUUCCAUGGAUACCAAGAGAUUAAACUGUGGACCAGAAAGCUGACCUUCCUUUUUGAGCAGUUAAGGCUACAGCUUCCUAGGAGAGCGCUGUACCAGUUUGGCUUAAAGGACAUCAAGCUAGUUCUGGAUGUCGCUGCCACCAAGGUCAGAGACCAAAGAUUUGCCCUCGACAUCACAGCUGAAGAUCAUAAUGUUGAAGAAAGGAAGCAGUCGCCCACGUCCCCAGUAGAGGCCCCUCCGGUGGACCCUCGGCAGUGGGAGGAGUACACGCUCGUGUACGCCCUGAGGAUGGUGGUGAGAGUGAGCAUGGAGAAUACUGAAGACUACUGCGUGUUUGAUAACAUUCUGAGGGACGUGUUCCCCAGCACGGCCAGGAAAACUCUACAACACGACUACGACAAUCAACUGAUGGAGGCCAUUCAUGAUCAGCUGAAGGAGGACCACCUGAAAGACACACCAGGGAUUGUUCAGAAGGUUAUGCAGCUGAAUUCUGCUCUGCAGCUAAAGAAGGCAGUGGUUCUGAUUGGUCCAGCAGGCAGUGGAAAAACAACCUGCAGUCAGACGCUAGCCAGAGCAACCAAUCGUCUCAACUUCCUGUUGUUUGCGCCAGAUCAUUCAAAGGAUGAGCUUACCACAAACCGAGAUCUCAUUUACUAUGCUAAAAACAAACUGAAGGACGUGGAAAAUGAACCAGAAUUGGCAGAUGAUGUAUUUUUGGCUGCGAUUGACCCGUCCGCAAAGACUGAAAUGUCUCAGGCUGGCAAGAAGAUGAAACGCAUUACCACGAUAUUAGGGAAGGUUACGGAAGCCAUUAAUGAGAUGCAACACCCCCCUAAACCACAAGAGUACGCAGAACACCCCAAAAUCAACGUCGUGACACUCAAUCCAACAGCCCUCUCUCCACAAGAGUUUCUCGGUUCUUAUGACAAUGGAAUGUGGAAAGGCGGUUUGUUUCCGAAGAUUCUGCAGGACUCGGGCUUUCUGUGCGAGGCAGUCCGUAACUACAUUGCUGGACAGAAGGACCGCAAGGCCCGCGGGGGACAGGAGCUACCCUCCAUCUUGCUGAGGUGGAUCGUGCUGGAUGGGGUGAUGCAUCCGGUGUGGACGGAAAGUCUGAACACGCUGUUCGAUGAAGAAUUAAAACUUUCCCUGGCCAACAGUCAGCAUAUCAGUCUCAGUGACACUACUGCAAUGAUGUUUGAGACUAGUUACAUCGGUAACAUUUCUCCGGCGACGAUCUCAAGGUGCACUAUUCUGAACUUUGCUCCGGACACCGUACCCUGGAUGAACCUUUACGACUGCUGGGCAAAGGAUGCCAAAACUCGCUGGAUGAUUAACACCUCUGUUAUGAAGAUCUUCGACGAGCUGGUGGCCGACGUCUUCCAACCAACUCUGAAGUUUCUCAAGUCAGACUGCUGCCCAGCCCUACUGACAGACGUGGGUCAUGACACAGCGGCCUCUAAUGAGGUCGCCCCAGGGAUCCAAGAAGUGGGCACAUUCCUGAAAAUAUUGACAGUGUUGCUUGAUCGCCUGUAUCUGAGGGAGGAGUUUGAGAGGCGACAGAAAACAUUAGACCUCGGGGAUCCCGGUAUCGACUCCCCUCGUAAGACGCCCAGCAGCAGUCUCUCGCGGCAGAGUGUCAGCAGAAUGACCAGCAGUUCGCAGCUCGAACUCGUCUUUCCCAAUUACAUGGAAAACAUGAAGGGCAUGUUCGCUUACGCAUUUGUCUGGAGCUUUGGGGGACAUCUACAUGAGAGGUACAAAGAGAAAUUUAGCAAGUUUGCUAAUGACGUCCUGUAUCGAGCUCGCCACGCCAUAAAGGUUCCCAUCGGAGCGUCGGUGUUUGAUUACGUCCUGGAUGAGAGUACAGGAACCUUUAUUAGGUGGUCUGACAAAUCCCAGGAGCGGAUGAAGAUUCUGGCAGGAGGAUUCACUAUUACUCCAGAGGUGGAAAAGUACACACACAUGGUAGAGUUGAUGUUGUCGGCCCACCAACCGGUCUUGCUCUCGGGAAUGCCGGGGGUCGGGAAAACCUCGCUGCUGCAGACCAUGGUGCUGCCAAAACAAACCCACACACGAGUGGUUAUGUCUCAAGCAAUGAGCAGUCAACUCUUCCUCAACUCCAUACUGGGGCAGAUCAUGGAGCUCAAACACCGGGCCACCAACACCCUCACGGGCCCCGGGCAAAUUCCUCAGGCCCCGAAAGGCAAACAGUCACACUUGUUUUUUAUUGAUGACCUCAACAUGGCAGCCAGCAAUCCCGAGGGAGGAUACCAACCCCCUCUUGAGCUGUUGAGACAAAUCCUAACACAGAAAGGAACGUAUGACAGGGGGCGACUGGAAUUCCAGUGCAUGGACGAGGCCAUGUUUCUGGCCUCCACCACACUGCCCAGUGUGCCAGGAGCAGGAUUGGGUACAGCGUGUCAUGUGAUGUCUUCGCGUCUGACUCGUCUUUUUAUCAACUUCACCCUGUUCACCCCGACGACGGAAGUCUUGAUGUCCAUGCAUGGGCGAAACAUCCAACACUGGCUGGAGGAGUUUCCCACGUACUCCAUUGACCACCACUUUGAACUCUCCAGGGCAAUGACGCUGGGAUUAUUAGAAAUUUAUCAUAAGAUUAAGGAGAAACUCAGACCCACCCCAACACAAGCCCACUACGUAUUCAACCUUCACGAUGUGGCUAGGGUCAUACAUGGGAUUCUUUUAAUGUCACCAAGGUCAAGGACAAGAAAAAUGAUGAGAAGAAAAAAAGGGGAUAGUGACUCGAGAGGCAGCAGAAACAGCAUUCAUAUGUCUCGCCAGGCCUCAUGGGAUUCCAAAUCUCGGACUGUAAGCGUGUCUAGCAUGGGACCAACGGCUGAAGUAGGACAGUCUGCCCCGAUGAUGAAGGUCAUAGGUCAGCUGUGGUGCCAUGAGGUCACAAGAACAUUUGCAGACCGAUUGAUUUCUGAAGACGAUGUGGCCUGGUAUGGUCGUAUUCUGGAGGAGGUGGUGACUAAAUAUUUCUGUAUGCCCAGAGAUGAUCCCAAAACAGAAAUGGCAGCUAUCUCAGAGGAAACCUACUCUCAAACUGGUCGGAUGACCCCCACAACAUUGUCCCCUCAUCCUCCGACACCUGACGAAUCGGAUGAAGAUCCAGCGAAGGAGGAAGACGUCAAAGAGACAGAGAUGGAUGUUACGGAUUCUACUGAUGCCAAGUCUGAGAGCGAGGAGACGGGGCAGAAAUCAGUCAGCACGGAGACUCCGCAGGGCUUCAAGUCCGUCAGCGUAGAGACUCCACAAGGGCAGAAAUCGCAGUAUGGGGAAACGCCCCUCCCGUUCAGAGAGUCAGCUGAUACAGGAAAAGUGACUGUAGGCUCUGAGGUAACUCGUCAGACUGAGACGGAGGGAAUCUCGAGUGAGUACGAGAGCGAGGUUUCUGAGGAAUCAUCUGACGAGAGUGAAGUAGAAACCACCACCACAGAGACUGAAUACGAAACUCCAAUAGAGUUGUCGAGUGGCCAGAAUAGAACGGGGCCACAUCCACAAGCCAGUGAAUCCUCUGGUCUAACGGUAGCCUCAGUAAAAGUGUCCAGUGGCAAAAGUAAAGCCUCCAGUUCUAAAAGUGACACUACCAGUGAAUUGGACACCUCGACUUUAACACCAGCUCGACUGGCACAGCACCAGGAAUCCCUACGGUCUGACAGUGAAGCUAGUGCCCUUGGGAAGUCUUCCUCCACGCCUAACCUGAAGAACCGCGGUAGUCACGGCAAUCUGAAGAUGAAGACGGUGACAUUUAAGGCCGGCCUCCUGGCUGAUUGGGAACACGAGGCAUACUUUGGACCCCUGAUGAAUCUGGAUGAAAUCAAGGGCUCCAACGAUUCCUUGAUGGACAUCAUAUUCUCAAAAUUCUUCAUGACAACAUACACCGAGACACAAGGACUGCCAGUGGAGAAAGGCUAUGUGGAGGGGACAGAGGACAAUCUGAGUGAAGCGCUGUCUACCUGUCUGUCAGUGUAUAAUGAGGGAACCUCCCAGAAGAUGGACCUGGUCUUCUUCUCGGACGCUGUCCGACAUGCAGCCAGACUCAGUCGAGUUUUGGCAAUACAAGGAGGGCAUGCCAUUUUGUUAGGGAUGAGUUACUCGACCGGGCGAGCUACCCUGGCCCGUCUAGCAGCCUACAUAGCUCACUGUAAGUUAUUUGAACCCAAGCCUCAAACUGACCCCAGCAAAAACCUUCAGAUUCUUCGGGAGCACAUUAAGCGGGCGUGUUAUCACACAGGAAUUCUGGGAAAACCUACCGUGUUACUGGUUCACGAGGAUUUAGGCGAGGAGUGUCUGCAGGACGUCACCUGUCUGAUGAACGAAGGCACAAGUCCCGGACUGUACACAGACGAGGAGAUCCAGAACAUCGUGUCGGCCGUAAUGCCUGGAGGCGUGACAACAAAACGUGUGGACAAAAUUGAAAUUGCUCUAGAACGUUUCCUGAAGAAGAUUCGUCAGAAUAUACACGUGAUUGUGUGUAUGAACUACAGAGGUAACAGUUACUGCAGCGACUCCCAAGUAUUCCAUAACCGACUGAUGAGGUACCCAGGACUGCUGAAGAAUGCCAGCGCUAUAGAUACUUACAGACCAUGGAACUACCAGGCCUACGUCAGGAUUGCCAACGUGUGGCUCAGGGAUCAGAAAACCGGGAUAACCAUUCCUUGGCACCCCACGCGUAUGUUAGACCAGAUCCUACAGACCAGUCGUGCGAUGGCCUACAUCCACAUGUCUGCUAAGUCCGUGAUAGAGAGGCAGUACUGUAACCAGAGAGAACCCCUCAGAUUCUUCUCACCGCUGACCUUCAUGGAGUUUGUCCAUGUCUUCCGAGUCCUCACUGCUUUUAUUGUGAAGAGGGAAUAUGAAAACAUCAGUAAACACGAACAGACACUAGGGAAGGUGAAUGAAGCGUUCGGGAGUAUCUCGGAGUUAAAGAGAGAGGUGUCGGAAUUGAUGCCUAAACACAAGGCCGCCAUGGCAGAAAUCAAAGAACUUGUGCAGCAAGUGGAGGAACAAAAACAGCAGUAUAUACAGGCUUUAGAGAGAUGUAAGUCGCAGGAACAGAAGAUAGAACACCUACAGGGCCCCCUAGAAGAACUCCGCAGGGAGGCGCAGACCGAGUUUGACAAGCCUAUAACACAAAAGAAAUCCAUUGUUAAGAGACGGCGCGGAGAGAUCGAGUACUACACUCUCACUCAGUACAAGGUGAAUCCUAACUACCAUGCCGCGAUGACUGCCUUGAAGUACCUCUGUAAAGGUGAUAUAGAGGAAGUGAAGUCGUACAGGUUACCGCCCGAAUUGGUGGAGUUUGUCUUGAACUCCCUCUGUCUGCUGUUUGACGUACCUCAGGACUGGGAGAAUGCCAAGCUUCUGAUGAUAAAGGACAACUUCCUGGAGUCCAUGAUGUUCUAUGACAAGGACAAUAUUCCUGAUGACAUUUACUUGAAACUCCGUCAGUUUAUCAACCAUCCAGAUUUCCAAGUGGAUCGCGUUGCCAUGGUGAGUAAAGCUGCCGCAGGAAUCUGUAUGUGGGUCCAUGCUGUUUACGAAUAUGCUCAUAUCCACCGCAACAUGCAGCCUCGACUUCGAAAUCUACUGGAACACGAGGACAAAUUUACCCUGGCUCAGGCUAAACUAGGUCAACUUCGUGUGGAGGCAAAUCGCAUCAAGUCUGCCCUGGAGAGCAAAAUCACUGUGCACAGGGCUGCCGUGAAGAGGGCCAAAACUAUAGAAAAACACAUGCAGAGUAUCGAGAAGAAGAUUGCACGUUCUGUAAAUCUGAUGGAACACAUGUCCAUGCAGCAUUAUCUGUGGAAGUCAGAACUCCGUAAAGCCAAACACAAUGUGCUAACAGCUCCAGGAGACGCCCUCAUCACCGCGGCCUGUGUACUCUACCAUGGACCCCUAUCUGACCGAAACAGGUCAGAGCUGUUGCAUGAUUGGCUGGAUAGGUGUCGUCAAGGGAACUUUAACUACAACCGGCUGACAGAAUUUGACGUCAAUCCACUCAGCACAAACUUGGAAAGUCUGUACGAAGGGAUAAGGGAGAAGGACUCGACCAGCACAGCGUCCAGUGUACGUUCCACUGAGACCGCCACGUCUGGACUUCCCAGCAUGCCCGAAAUCCGAACUUUCAUGUAUCUUCCUAGUAUUUAUGAUACAAGCAAGUAUUACAAGUCGGAGCUAAAGAAGCAGGGCAGUAUGGAAUACGAGACCAUCCCGGAGGCUGACGAUUCUGAUGACGACGAUGAGGCCAGUCCUCUGAUUACUCGUAAUGGCUACCUGCUACAGGAGAUACUCAGCGACUUUGAUGAAUUGUCCGGCUGGCGUCUGACCAGUCUCCCCACCGACCUCCACUCAGUACAGAAUGCCCUGCUAAUGCGAGUCAGUUGUCAUAAUCGUAAACACUGCUGGCCACUUUUAAUCGACCCUGACAACCAAGCAGAAAUCUGGGUCACUGCACUACAGACCAGUAGAAAUGUUUUUUCGGAACGCGAUGUUAGAGACCACGCCCCUGAAUAUGAUGACAUGCCAUUAGAGGUUAGUCCAUCAAAGGACACUGCAUUAGAGCCACCUCCCAGCCGAGGCACGGCGCUGACCUAUUCCUCCGAGUUCACGUUGAAUGACGACUACAGGACGGACACUACUGGAUUUGUAACCGCAACAUCAACUUAUACCACAGCCACCAAAAGUGUAACUGGACGACAGUCGCACAACACCUUUAACAGUGAGGAGCUUCGACCUUUAACCUCUGUGACUGCCAGCUGGGAGACUCUUAGUCAUCUUCUCGUGGAGCAGGCCAUAGAACGCCCAGAAAAUAAUCUGUGGAUCAUGGAAGCUGAUGAUCCUAAUCUAGAUAGCCGGAUUAUCACUGCUGUUGUACAUGGGGUGACUGUGUUGGUGACACACCUAGAACGGAAGCCACUGGACCCAGUGUACAGAGGCCUGCUGUUGAAGCAGUUCUUUGUGGACAAGGAAGGACACAGAGUGGUCAAAGUGGGUCAACGGGAAUUCAGAUACCACCCGGAAUUUGCUCUGUAUCUCAGUACAUCAGUGCCUUUGUUUCUCAAAGGAGAUGGCAUACACAGUAUACCCCUACACAGAAUGUGCAUCAUUAACAUGAGCCUGAGUGACGAGGCCAUCAUUAACCACCUCCUGAUCGAGACAAUGAAAGUGGAAAGGAAAGAGUUCGAGGGACAAAAACGCUCCAACGAGAACGACAUCAUCCUUCACAGACAGCGUCUGGCCAAGGAGCAUGACAUGAUUCGUGAGAAGACCUUAAACUUAGAGGGCCCACUUCUGGAAGAUCAAACAAUGCUGAAAUCCCUCCUGGAGUGCCAGGCCGAGGUGGAAAAGAACCGCCAGAUCCUGGAGGAGACCCGCUUCAUGGGGGACCACCUGGAAGAGAAAUUCGCCCACUACAUGCCAAUGAUAAUGCAGUCCGCUGUUCUGUAUAACAUGAUCCGGCGAAUGUGCUCCCUCAAUUCUAAUUACUAUCUACCAUUCCACAAGUUUAUCCAGAUGUACACCGGAAUCAUUAGAACCAGGAACCGAGGAAAAGGCAGUAGUGUAGGUGCCCCCCAGGCCAGAGCCCAGGAGUUAAUGGAUGCCACGUCUAAUGCCAUCUUUAAAUACAUCUCCAUGAUGAUGUUUGAACAGCACUUCACAUUGCUGCAGCUCCUGGUGUCCAUGGAGAGAAUGAGAAUGAGUCGAAAAGCUUCCACCAAGGAGCUCAGUCUCUUCAUCAAUGGCUUCGAUAAACAGGGACUGGACGAACUAACCUUACUGGAAUGUAAACCAGCUGGGAUGACCAAUCAGGCAUGGAUUGACUGUCUAGUGGUAGAACAGCUGCACCACCCAUUUAAUGGUCUGCGACGGUCGCUGAUCCAGAACUGGCGGCAGUGGGAGGAAUACUUCAGCCACCCCAUCACUCUCGUGAACCCAGUCCCCGGGAGCACUCUUCAGGAACUCUCAAUCUUCCAGAAGUGUAUACUGUGGAAAAUCUGCAGGCCUGAUAGAUUGUACGAGCUAGCCAGCAUGAUGACGUUGUACGAGCUAGGAAACGUACGCCUGGUGGCUGACCACUACAACAUACGAGAGGUGUACAACUUUACAGAGAAGACCACACCAGUCGUGUUUAUCUCCCCGAACCAAGUCACCGAUAUCGAGUCUUGUGACGGCACAAACGGUUACCCAUACAUUAGUCCGUCUCAUGAAGUCAAAAGAUUAGCAAAAGAGGUGGGAAUGGAAGGAAGGGUCAAGGUAAUGAACUUUGGUGUCAAAGGUCAGAUAGGAGAGGUGACCCAGGCUAUUGAGGACUGUAUACAGAAUGGUUACUGGCUAUUGCUUCAGAACUAUCAUUUGUCAGAGGAACCUCACCCACAAUUCUUCACACUGCUGAAAGAUAUUGUGUACAGUAAGUGGAUCGAACAUGAACGUCUACGACAGCACACGGAGGUCGCUGACGAGGGAGCCAGUCUAGUCACUCAUUCCAAACCUCCCGAUGACCCGAUGCUUCAUCUCCGAAUUCACAACACAUUCCGACUCUGGAUAACGACCCAAGCCAACUCCAAAAGACUCAUACCAGGUGUUUUGGUACAACAUGGGAUAAAAGUUACGUGUGAGAAGACAGGAAACUUUAAGUCCACCCUUCAGAAAUCGUAUCGCUCAGUGGCCUUCCUCCUAAACAAUUGUAAACUACCCAAUGAUGAGGUUGUCAGUAAAGCAUCACGAAUCAUGCCCCUGGCCUUGCUUCACUCUCUUCUGCAGCAGCAGAGUUUUUAUGGCAGGAACGCGUUUGUGCAGGACAAUGACUGGACUCUGACUGACCUGGCUCUAGCCGUAGAUGCCUUCAAGAAGGUGAUGACAAAAUGCCCCUGUGGCCCAGGGGUGUCCAACCUGGUGUCUCAAGUGUAUUCUAACCACUGCACCGACCUUACCGAUGCUCGAGUGGUAGAAGCUCACGCCAAGCUGCUGUCACAGUACGCUGCUGAUCCCGCUAAUCAUAAAUUACCAGCCACAGACUCCCCCGUCAUCACUCUGCUGUCAGAGCUUCUGAAGUCUGCGGAUGAAAAUUUUAAUCUGAAGAAAGCUGUAGAAGCCAUGGGAGAAGUGUCUGCUAAAACAUAUGGAUUGUCUGAUGCAGCCGACGCCAACAUCAUAGCACGUUACAGCAGGGCCAUGUCCAAAGAUAUAGUGCAAGUCAUCGGUGCUCCGGAACUUUUGAUGAAAGUAACCACGACAACAGCUGGUCUGACCUUGACUGCAGACUCUGUCUUCCCCGCUGUGUCUGCUGCUGUGCAGAAGUUAACAAAACUUCCAGACACUCACAAGAACCACGUCAGCCCAGUGGAUACCUUUAUCCACUCGGAGGUGGAAGGUUACAAGACGUUGGUGGAGAAGGUCCAGUCUGACCUUGCUGUGGUACAGAGGAGCAGUAAAGGUGAAGCUGUGACCGCGCAGACCUUACGGGGCGUCACACAGGGACUGAACGCGGACCAGGUCCCGGAGGCCUGGCUCUCCUCCACCUUCCCAUCAUGCAUUUCUUUGACACAGUGGAUAAAAGAAAUUCCUAAUCGCCUUCAGACUAUCUCUGUCUACGUUUCGGAGCGACCUGGUGUAUACAACGUGGCCAGUUUUCUCCGUCCUGAUCGCUUCUUUGAGGCAGUGAAACACCAGUAUGCACGGAAACAUUUCAAGGAUGUCAAUUCUAUUCAGCUGGAAAUCCAGGUGAUGCCAGCAGGGUUAUUUCCAUCCACUCCACCCAAGGAUGGUGUAUUUAUUUCCGGUUUGAGGCUAUACAACGCCCUUUGGGACACCAUCCGUGGCAUGUUAAUGUCCGGUGCAUCGGAUAAACAAAGUCGCCAGGACAUGCCCGUCAUUUGGCUUAAACCCUAUGAUGUCAAUUCUCCGUCCAAAGUUCCAGUCAAACACCAGCAGUACUCCUGUCCCCUGUACUGCUCCGCCGAUCAACGCUGCCACAGCUAUGUUGCCAUGGUAACGGAACUCUCACUCCCUACACUUCUUGAUCCGUCCGUCUGGCACCAAAAUCGUGUUUUCUUGGCAACCAUUAUUUAAUAUGUGACUGAGAUUUUCGAUGAAUUUUGAGUGCAACAUUAAAACUAUGGAAUUUUUUUUUUUAGUUUGUAUCAAAAUACAACUGCAUUAUUUUAUUUAUUUCAUGUUUGUAUUGUAUUUACAUGUAUUAUAUAUGAUACGAGUUUAAAACAUACGAGUAUGAAUGUAAUAUAUUGAUGUGAUAAAUUGACUUGGAAUAAUACCGACAACAGAGUAUAUUAAAGCUGCACACACAAGUUGACUAGUACAGAGUAAUGGUGCAUUUGAUGUACACAACACACAGACUGUGAUAUUUUCUGCCUUCAACAGAUUUCUGUUAACAGAACAGUAUAUUAAACGUUGCCUUCAGAUGUGUAUAUGGUACAUGGAUUGUCGGUUUAUAAACUUAUACAUGCCUUUUGUGACCUGUAUUGUUGUGAAUAUGAUGUGCCAACUUGCUUUUUAAAAAAAACAUCACUGCUGAACAUUUUUUGUUACAUUUGUACAAUGUAUGCGACUAGAAUUUUUUCCCCUAAUAUUUUACAAUUUGUAUGACAACACUGCUGAAAAGAUGGGUUUCUGUUUUCGUUCUAUGCUGUACACUUUAUAUGAUAGAUUGAUUUUAUUUAUGAUACUGCUGAAAUUGGAAUGUUUGAACAUACAUGUACAAUGUCUUUAGUCUCACUGCAAGAUAAGUGGGAUAUUUGUUAUAAUAAAGUGUUAUAAAAUAAA